Molecule: messenger RNA, 1449 nt
Organism: Phlebotomus papatasi
Lineage: Eukaryota; Metazoa; Arthropoda; Insecta; Diptera; Psychodidae
Gene: Tango11
Product: transport and Golgi organization protein 11
Exons: 3
Coding region: 99-842 (247 amino acids)
Source: RefSeq, a predicted model, not a curated record
AGAAGAGUCAUGUUUUAGUACAUUUGAGUGUCAAGGAGUGCAAAAGAGGCAGAAAUUACAUAAAUAUUGCAGGUUUUCCGUGGUUAUAUUGUGUAAGAAUGGCUCGCUCAAGUAGUCCACCGCGUUUCAACAACUACGAAGAAGAUCCCGUAUUUCAGAAUGUAAAUUUUACUCAGGAUAUCAGUGAACAAAUGCGUGUGCCCAAAAGUAUCAAAGCUACGGGAGAAUAUUUCGAUGAACGAGACAUUCUCCCAGGAAGUGCAAAUCUCAAUUCAUGGAAUUACUCAGAGAAAAUUGAUAUGACUGUGCCGGAUCGGAUUGUGGUGAUUGGUCAGGAGCAGCAUCAUGUUCUCGGUUCAGGAACACGCUCAGCACCGCGUGAGAUUCUCCUGGAGAAUUCCAUUAUGUCCAAGGGGGACACGGGACAGGUGCGAGUGUCAACCCCACCGAGAACCAUUUCCCUGGCCGAACACUAUUUCCCCACAGCCUCAGAGGCUGAUGAUUCUCCGCGGCAAGAUGUUGAUGAAGAUUUUGGCAGCACCGAGGCUCAUGGGGACGGAAAUAGAGCAUCUGCAAGGCAUCCCAAGUACUCCAGUCAUGCAGCUGAACUCGUCAUAAGUCACAGUCGGGAGAGUACACCUCCGAUGAGCCAAUCACUCAUGGAGGGCAUGACACCGUCUGAGGAAGUGGUGCAGCUGAGGCGUCACAUUAAUAAGCUCAACCGCCGGGUGUACUCAAUUGAGAUGAAGAAUAUUCAGCGGGAGCAACGGGAGAAGAUUGUCUAUUGCCUUGGAUUGGCAUAUUUUAUCAUUAAGGCUUUCCUCUGGCUCAAUAGAAAUUGAGCCGAGCAAAUUCUCAUCCAUUACUCACCCCUGCAAGGCAUUGGAAUUCUUCAGCAGGAUGCUCCUACCCUGAGAUCACCAAAGGAAUUGCCCAAAAUCUCAUUCAUAUGGAGACUCUGGGAGGAAUUUCAUGCGGCAAGUGUAUCUUUAUUUUUUCUUUUUUCAAAGCAGGUAGUUUGUAGAAAAAAAAGAAAAAGUUUCCUCAGGCGCCCUGAAUUAAAAAAAAAUUAAAGUCCUCAUUUUUUUUUCGGCAAAUAUCAACAUUUUUAUUGCAUCUCUCUAAUAUACAAUUAAUGAGUAAGAAUUUGUUUCUUUGUGAUAAAUACAAUUAUACAUAAUAAAAAAAGUAAUACAAAAUGAGUAAUAAAUCCUUGAUCACAUUUUCUUUUCUUUCUUUCCAAGUUGCAAAAAGAAAAAAAUAAAACAGAGGAAAAAUGAAUUACAAUUUGAGAAUUUAGCGGAAACAAACAAAAAAAACUACCAACUUGUAAAAGCGAAUAGCAUAAAAUUAUUUCCAUUUUUUUAGUUGAGUAGAGAAAUCAAGUGUAAAAUAAUUUAUAAUAAAAAAAAUUAUUAUUACGAGAAUAAAGGUUGAAAUGCAAACCAA